Molecule: messenger RNA, 2178 nt
Organism: Sycon ciliatum
Lineage: Eukaryota; Metazoa; Porifera; Calcarea; Leucosolenida; Sycettidae
Product: pleckstrin homology domain-containing family F member 2-like
Exons: 12
Coding region: 398-1504 (368 amino acids)
Biological process (GO): endosome organization; endosome to lysosome transport
Cellular component (GO): early endosome
Molecular function (GO): metal ion binding; phosphatidylinositol binding
Source: RefSeq, a predicted model, not a curated record
CAGCAAAAAAGGGAGGGUGACUUGUUAACUUUUGUACCCGCUCAAGACUCACCAGAUCCUUCGUGUAUUUUUUUGGUUGCUUGACACCAUCCCUGUGGCGGAUCGGACAGAACUCGGAGGGGAGCCAACAGCUGCUUGGUUUUGAGCUGCGUUCCUAGAGCGCUUCGCCGACAGUAGCUUUUCCUGUCCAGCAUAAUUUUCUCGUCUGGUUUAGUCCGCGAGUGGGAUCAGUUGUAGUAUUUUGGGACGUGCAAAAGAGCCGUGAAGUGGGUCCUACUCUUCAGGUGCCUUUAGCCGGUGACAGCGGUGUCUACGUAAAAGCUCGGCUGGUGUGCUGUGAGCCUGCUCCAGAGCCCUUGUAUUGUCCAGUGGAGGUGCAUCCAGGAACGAAAUCACGAUGGUUGACAAACUAGCGAACAGUGAGGCCAAUCUCCGCCGCAUCAUGAUGGUGGAAAGUGCCUUUGGCGGUGCAGGAGAGGCGCUUCAAAAAUCUGGCCGUGUACUGGUUGGAGAAGGAGUAUUGACCAAGAUUUGCCGGAAGAAGCCCAAGCCAAGACAGUUUUUCCUUUUCAACGAUGUUCUAGUGUAUGGCAACAUCGUCAUCGACAAGAAGAAGUACAACAAGCAACACGUCAUGUCACUAGUGGAUGUACAGCUAGCGUCUUUGGACGAUAAUGGCGAGCUAAAGUAUGGCUGGCAGAUCAUCUCCCCGCACAAGUCUUUCGCAGUAUAUGCAGCCACGGCGACCGAGAAAGCCGAAUGGAUGGCACACAUCAACAAGUGCAUCAACGACCUUAGAAAAAAGAGUGGUGUAGAGGGACCGUCGGUAGAAGGCGCAGCUGUAUGGGUACCAGACAGCAAUGCAACGAUGUGCUUGGUCUGUGAGAAGACAAAGUUUUCCGCCAUCAAUCGUAGACACCACUGCAGAAAAUGCGGCACGCUCGUGUGCGGCAACUGCUCCAAGCACAAGUGGCUGCUGCCGCAGAUCAGCAACAAGCCGGUGAGGAUCUGCACUCGCUGCUACGCCGCGCUGCGCUCGUCUCCGGAGUCCGCUGCCACGGCCACCGCGCCGGGCUCUGUGCCCGACAGUCCGGCACCGGUCACUUCCAAAUCUGCCGCAGCACCUGCGGCGGCCGCCUCGGAGGAAGCACCCGAAAGCAGCGCGGAGGAUGGCACUGGUGAAGGCUACAUGAAGCCAUCCAACGGAGGUCCUGAUCCUGCACGCCUCUCUCUUCUGCCCGAGCCACCGCCACCGUCAGAACUUCUGUCCGAUGAAGACUUGCCACCGGGAGAUCCCUCUCGCCUGUCACAGUUUGGAAUCUCCAAGUCCGAACCGACAGCUCCGACUGACGAGUCUUCGGAAGAUGAUAAUCGCACCACUGAGGCGGUCGAGGCCAAGGCUGGAUCUUCGGACGAAGAAGAUGACGAUGAGGAAGACAAGCGUGCGCAUCCGGAGCCCUCCGUGUUCUUCGCCGACGCGCCCACCGACAAGCCGGAAGAAUAAUGAAACAAGCGGCGCGGCGAGUGCCAGAGUGUGAGUGAAUGCCGUCACAAAUUCAAACCGAAUUCCUGUACAGUAGAUUUUAGAAAGUAGUUGGAACACUAACGCCGUUAUGCCUGAGAUGUAUAAUAUUCUCUUUGUUUGGCCGUGCUCUGUGUCAAAUGCCUUCCUCCGCCUUGCAGUUCAUAGACAAAGUGGUUCCAUACGAUUUUUUCAAUUUUUACAUCCAAGUUUUAGUAGUCUUUUCGCUGUAUUUGUUGAGCCCCGUGUCCCCUCCCCUGGUCGCUAUUGCCCCAAAUUCCGAUCAUGUGAUCGCAAGAGAGAAAGAGAGUAUUUUCGCUUCUUGGCCCAUUAGUAAUUCUAUCUUCUUGUUUGUCCUUUUUGUAAAUUUUUGCGCGUUCCUGCUUUUUCCCAUUGAGUCUGGGUCGCCGUGUCUUGUUGCUGCUAUUUCCGACUCUCCCUCACAGCUGUCUGGGCGUUUUUAUCACUAACCUUUUUAUUAUUAUUGCGGGUACGUCGCCGUGUUCACUCAGGGGGGCAUUUAUCCUGUGAAUGAUCGAAUAAUAAUUUUUAGUACCAGCACUCUCCUGCCAGGUGCCACAACCACCGUUGUGAUUAUGGCGCUGAGUAAUCGCUAUGCUUCGGCGUUGGAAAAGGACAAUAGUUGUUGAACUGAA